This is a messenger RNA of Danaus chrysippus (African queen), 2262 nucleotides long. The record is from the annotation of a GenBank genome assembly. NCBI's taxonomy places the organism in Eukaryota, Metazoa, Arthropoda, Insecta, Lepidoptera, Nymphalidae.
AUGUCUGGGAAAGAGGAAAUGGAUGUGAUCUGCAAGGGAGUAGCGGAACUGACGCUGCUGUCGUUUAGAAAGUUGGAGGAAGUGAGGCGGCUGGCUCGACAUAUGAGGAACAUCAUUAAUCAUCCAUUAACCAACAAGAGCCCGGCCAUACUACGCUACUUGAGAGACUUGGAUGAAGCUCAUAGGAAUAUAUUCCUGAAGAAACGGGAGGGAGUCGAAGUUGAAUAUAUAUUUACUACGGAGAAGAAGAGCAGCCUCCAAAGACAAAGGUUUAAUAGUCUCCCCGUCAGCGAUGUACCGGAAAUAUUAAGAGCGCAGUUCUCUAUAGCUGACAACGCGAAGCAAGUUCAUAUUUGUGUGGACUGUGAUGUUGAGAUCGAGCUCGGAGAAGAUAUACCACUGAUGGAAUCCCUGCAGAAACAUUUCAAUCUGGAAGUGCAUUUACCCAAGAUGAAGAGGGAGAGUGUGGAUGUAGCUGAACCGAUAGUACUACCGAAGAUGUCCAGGCGUUUAUCUGCUAUGGGAGGAGGGGAGAGCGGCCAGCAUAUAGAACAACUGAUGCAUCUCAUGAAACCUACGGAGAGAUUGGAUAAAACGUUCUCUGCGAAACUUGAGACGGCUUUAAUAAGACACUUAUCUGAUAAAUCCGAGGCGAGCAUUGACGCGGCGGUCAAAUACUAUCAGGAGGUAUACGAUAAACUCUGCCAAGAAGUCUCCGGCAUAGAUUUCUCUACACAGACAAGCUCAGUAGCACCUAUCAUUAUGAGCAUCAAGGACAACGUGAACCAAAACUUCGCGGCUGAUGCCAACAAGAACUACGAAAAUGAUGAAAAUGACAGACCGGCCAAGAACCAGAUGAAGAAAUACCGCUACUACGGACCCAUAGAGACGUUUAUAACGACAUUACUCAAGAACCACAAGUUACUAACACUAGCUGAUGACCGAACUGGAAAACUAGCCUUCUUCUGCAUGGCGUGCGAGUAUUACACGCUAAGAUUCCGCUACGACAGCGUUUUGAACCACGUGUUCAGCGACACACACAUACACAACCUCGCUUACAUCCUGCAGUCGGAUAAAAACAUUCCAUACGCGAUGGGCGACACCGCAAUCACUGACUUAAACAAUAAGUUCCUCUUCAACUUCGGCGUGACUAGAGACUCGCGCGGGCUGAGCUGCUCGCUGUGUAAAUACUCUAUGGAGACAAACGACAAUGUGAUAUUGCACAUACUGGAUGAGAAUCAUCUAGGACGACUCUCCGAUAAGUUGUACAGGAAAAUGAAGACGGAUUCACCAGAUGGGCAGACUUCUGAUGAAUGGGGACCCAGGAGUUUAGACUGGGCUAAGUUCUUGGCGACUGUUGGCAAACCAUUGAACAACAGAGACCAUGUUGUCAUAGAGAACUUCAUACGCCCGUCUGGAAAGCUAGCCAAUUACUGCUCGUGUUGCGAAAUGACCUUGAAAGGUCCGCGGCAGGUGCUGUUCAACCACAUCCGCCAGAAGAAGCAUCUCCGCAACGCCGCCCCUCACAAGUUAUCCCUUCUCUACAAGAACCAAUGCCGACCAGCUGAAUACUACGCCAGUUUCGGCAACUUCUAUAUAUGCACUAUCUGCCCUACAUACAUCGCGCUGCCGUCCUUCGCAGCCAUCGUAGAACAUUUCGACAGCAUCAUCCACGUGGAAACGAUCGCUAAAUUCAUCAACUGCGCUCUAUAUCCGGACAGCGAUGAUAAAAUACUCGCUACCAACAGCAUUUCCACUUCCAACGGCGUCCAUUGCGACCUCUGUGAUAUAUCUCUUUCUGACAUCACUUCCGCUGUCAACCACGUGCUAGCUGACAUCAAUCAUCAGAACCUGAUAGCUGAAAAUCGUCUUAAAGCCAAUAAAGGCGAUAUAAUAAGCGUUUACAUGCGCGGGAACCAUAUAUUGCACAACGAAGGCGCGGAGUUUAAAUGCGUGGAUUGCAAAGAGGUGUUCAAAUCAAUCCGCUCCUUGCUAACCCAUCUGGUAUACGCGGAACAUUUCGUCAACAAGCCAUCCCCGGAAAACGUGUUCCGUUUCUAUCUCGAGCUGAAACAUAACAUAUUAAUGCUGUCCAGAAAUAAAUACGAUUACUACGACUUUGGAAAGUUGAAGUGUGGUGUUUGUGAACAAGAUGUAGAGGAAAAUGAGAACGCCAAACGCCACGUAGUGUCGCAGAUACACAGAGAUAACAUGGGGGCCAGUUAUAUUAAUGUUAGUUUAGACGCGUCUGCUAUGGAAUGA